Molecule: messenger RNA, 1178 nt
Organism: Annulohypoxylon truncatum
Lineage: Eukaryota; Fungi; Ascomycota; Sordariomycetes; Xylariales; Hypoxylaceae
Exons: 3
Coding region: 108-812 (234 amino acids)
Source: RefSeq, a predicted model, not a curated record
GACAUUAACGCAUUUUAUAUCAACAAGGACAAACUACUCUGGAUUCUCAUACGACGCCUCUCAUAUUCAGCAACUCGCCGGCUCUACCCUAACUAGCAUAUACCACGAUGCCUCAAUUCAUCUUCGUCGAGCUCCCGAGCUUCCGCAUCAAGAACGCCAGCGGGCACACAGUACGGCUCAACUACGCGCAGCUCGGCCUCGUAGGCGCGCUAUACCAGUUCGUCCGCAGCGGGCUCCGUUCCAACGACCAAGUCGACCUAUCAGCCUCCCUCCUCUUCGCGGACGGGGAAGCGGACCUGUGGACGGCGAACGCGGGCACCACCGGCGCCGGCGGCAGCCCCAGCCCGCACGCGGAGGAGAACAUGCUGCUCUCGUACUUCCAAGCCUUCGACUCUCCGGGGGCGUACCCGAUCGUCGACGCCAUGCUGCUGCGCCGCGGCGAGCCGUGCGCGUCCUGCGCGGGCUACUUCACGCUCGGCGGCAAGCAGCUGCGGCCCUUAGACGGCACGCCGGCCUUUCGCGCCAAGUUCACGGCGCGCUCGGAUCGCGCGUACACGCCGGUGUUCUACCUCGCGCGCGGGCUCGACGCGGCGCAGCGCGCGACGCUGUGGGCGCAGAUCGCGCGCGUGCGCACCGAUGAGCCGGGCGUCGUGGUCGCGAGCAGCGCCGAUGUGCCGGUCGGCCAGGCGUAUUAUCUGCUGCGCGACUCGCCGUGGUUCGCGAUUAAUGGGCAGGAGGGCAUGACGGAUGCGCAGAUCGCGGAGGCGAUUGCGAGGCAGGGCGUUUUGCCUACGUAUUGGAUUGGGAGGUGAAUUGGGGGGAUGGUACGGACGAGGGGACUAACUAGCCUGGCAUAUAAGAAGGGACUUAGGUAGCAAAAGGGGUUCACGGUAAUACACACACGGCUAUAGGCUAGAUUCAGGGGUUGUAUACAUGUACGAUUUAGAUAGGUAGUCAUCGGUAUAAGAUGGGCUGGUUCCCUAUCCGGAAAAGCACAGGAUGGUUCGACGGCCCAUGGACUGGGACCGUAGGGAGUUUUGAGGGCAUUUGGUUUUCUGGGGGAUUUGUUAUAUGUGCUUUAUUAACUAUGUAUUAGAGAAACACAUGUCGCGGGAUAGACAAAACUUUCGAUUUGAGAUUUUUAUAUGACAAUUCUAAUAUAUCUACUAUCAUGAUGA